Toxotes jaculatrix (banded archerfish) is the source of this 2507-nucleotide messenger RNA. RefSeq names its product protein kinase C substrate 80K-H (gene prkcsh). The transcript is spliced from 18 exons. Gene Ontology annotation, molecular function: calcium ion binding. Bases 164 to 1780 code for a protein of 538 amino acids. The record is from RefSeq and is a predicted model, not a curated record. Gene Ontology annotation, biological process: liver development; N-glycan processing. NCBI's taxonomy places the organism in Eukaryota, Metazoa, Chordata, Actinopteri, Toxotidae. Gene Ontology annotation, cellular component: glucosidase II complex.
UCAAUGACUAGUGAUCGUUAGCCAUUAGCUUGUACUCUCAAGAAGAAAAACUUACAAGGUCUUCUUCGUCUCUGUCUGUCGUGUUAACCCUGCACGCUCGAGGCGGUUCCGGUGCAUCUAAAUCUCCCUAAAUUCGUACUCAGUGUGGAGCUGCACCAUAAGGAUGUCCUGUCAGUACCACUACCAUCUCCUCCCCCUCCUUCUGCUGCCGCUGCUGGGUGUAGGAGUCUCUGCGGUUGAAGUUCAACGCCCCCGCGGUGUCCCUUUAUCAAAACGGCAGUUCUAUGAAGAGGACAAGCCCUUUACUUGCCUGGAUGGCUCCCGCACUAUUCCUUUUGACAGAGUGAAUGAUGAUUACUGUGACUGCCAGGAUGGCUCAGAUGAGCCAGGAACUGCUGCUUGUCCCAACGGUAGCUUCCACUGCACCAAUGCAGGUUUCCAACCGGCCUUCAUCCCCUCCUCCCGCAUUAAUGACGGAAUAUGUGACUGCUGUGACACAACAGACGAGUACAACAGUGGUGCUGCCUGUCAGAACACCUGCAGGGAGCUGGGUCGCCAACAGAGGGAGAACCUGCAGAAGAUGGCAGAGAUCGCUAAGGAGGGCUUUCUGCUUAAACAACAACUUAUCCAGGAGGCCAAGAGGGGCCUAGAGGAUAAAAAGGCCAAACUUGUAGAUGUUCAGGCCAGUAAGAAGGAUCUGGAAGACAAGGUGGAGGCUCUGAGAACUGUAAAGGAGACUGCAGAGCAGCCAGAGAAAGAAGCUAAAGAGCGCCAUCUGAAGGCCUGGGAAGAACAAAAAGCUGUCAUUCGCAUGGAGAAGGACAAGGCUAGAAUGGCUGCGAUGUUUCUUGAACUGGACGACGAUGCAGAUGGCUUUGUCUCAGUGGCUGAACUUCUGUCCCAUUCUGAGCUUGAUCCAGAUUCAGAUGGUUCAUUCACAGAGGCAGAGGCUCAGGGAUUAUUGGGAGGAGUGGACAAAGUGGACACGGCAGCAUUUGAGGCUGUUUGGAAUAACAUCAAAGAAAAAUACAUAUCAGAGGCCGCCGCAGACACCACAGCACCGGUGGAGACCCCACAGGAGGGGAUGAAGGAGCCAGUCUCUGACAAUGACUCUGAGCAGUACCCUGAAGAUGACAUCCCAGAGGAUGAAGACGAGGAUGAGGAGGAGGAUGAAGACGAUGACCCGGAUGAUGUGGACUAUAAGACCCCUCCUACGACGCCGAGUCAAGAAAAGAAAGAUGACGAUGAUGAGGGGACUAUGCCACCUUAUGACCAAGAAACGCAGACCCUCAUUGAUGCUGCUCAGAAAGCCAGGGACGAGUUUGAUGAGGCUGAGAGAGGUCUGCGGGAAGUGGACGAUCAGAUCAGGAACCUUGAGAAGGAAAUUUCCUUUGACUUCGGACCCAGUGCUGAGUUUGGCUAUCUCUACAGCCAGUGUUAUGAGUUAACUACUAGCGAGUACAUCUACAGGCUCUGUCCAUUCAACAGAGUAUCCCAGAAACCCAAGUAUGGUGGAUCUGAAACUAACCUAGGAACAUGGGGGAAAUGGGCUGGUCCUGAGGAUAACAUCUAUUCUGUGAUGAAGUAUGAGCAUGGAACAGGAUGCUGGCAAGGCCCUAACAGGUCCACCACAGUUAAGUUAACAUGUGGAAAGGAGACCGUUGUGACAUCUACAUCAGAGCCCAGUCGCUGUGAGUAUCUGAUGGAGUUCACCACCCCUGCUAUCUGUCAGGAGCCCCGGAGCCUGGAUCUGGAGCCUCAUGGGCAUGAAGAGCUUUAGGUCUACUUUAUUUGUUUUUCCAGAGGGACCACACAGUCACUGCAGCAACAUGACGUUGCCAUGCAGUGAGCGGCACCACCUCGGCGUCACUUAAUAAUCAAGAAUGAUGGAAAUUCCGAUGAGUUAUGUUGUCUACACUUCAAGCUUCUAGUGCUACCUGUUGUGUUGAUUUUCUGAAUUGUGUCAAACGUAGUGUCAUUCCACUGUUUUGAAAUAAAGUUCUUUUAUCAUAUUCCAAACAAUUGUCCAUUUUGCUAUCACUAAUUUCCCCAUGUUGAAUUACCACUACAUUUAAUUGUAGUACUAAUUGAAUACACUUCUGAAAUAUGAAUUCCAGAAAAUAAUGUUAAGAAGACCUGCGGUUUAAAAAAAAAAUACAAAAAACUGAACAAAAAGUUGAUUUAAAUCAGUGACAUAUUCUUCUGUCUUUUAUGCUCACAUACCAUUUAGCGUCAAAUGUCUGCAUUCUCAUCAAGCGACCUAUUGCAUAACUAACUCGAGAGCAUUCAGAAACGUGGUAUCAAAACAAAAUUCUAAUCUUAUGUUGAUGUUGAUUUCUUAAAACAUGGCAAGUAAUAUGGUUUUGACAGUCAAUAAAAAGCAAGUCACUCAUAUUUGUAACUUUUAUUUUUUUCUGGCAUGUAAAGUACAAAUAAUUAAACAAUUCCAUGAAAAAGUCUUCAAGCGUCUUCAGCUGAAAUCCCAGUAAUAAAUAUCCUAGACUAAA